AUGGCAGCCUCAUCGCACAUCGAGUAUCAGGACAACAGUUAUAUAUCAGAUAGUUGCCGUCUCCCAUCAUCAACCAGCAAUUUCAAGCCAAAGCGAAAAGGUGGACCCAUUUCAUUACAGCCCCCAAAGACAACGAUAUUGGCCACCUCCUCUGGUGAAUUUACCUUCCAAUAUUCGAUACAUGAUCCAGGAAGACACAUGCUGCGGGAAAUGAGACUAGUCUUUCCACAUUUAAAGGAAUCUGAUCGACUACUUGUUGUACCCACAUUCCAGAAGGCUGCUCACGAUCUAGUCGCUGUUACCGCUGAGACUAAUAGAGAAAGGAAUCUGUUGCUGGAAAAUUUUUAUGAGUGGGCACGUCGAGUAUGUGAAUAUCUAGUGGAACGUGGCCAUUGGGCGGACUUCACCGAUCCCGCUUCUGGCUAUCCUAUGUACAGCCCUCGUGGAGCCUCUUUAUAUCCAGAUGUCGAUGGAACUGUCCACCUGCUGAAUUACGCGUCGGAUCAAGCUGGAUGUUGUCGGAUAUUACUUCACCCAAACUGGGGAACUAGGAACUAUCCAGCUACUCUCUUCUCAACAGCAGAUCUGGCAACGCUUUCUGAAGCGUUAUAUGUGGACUUGAAGGGUGAUUCUGUUGUAAUCUUCGUUGCAUCAACUACUGGGGAUGGUGAUCCUCCAGACAAUGCUACUAAGUUCUGGAGACAUCUUAGAAGAGCUAAAGGUGCUGAGUUGGAUGUGUUUAAGGGGAAGCGGUAUACUAUGCUAGGUUUGGGAGAUACGAACUAUGACAACUUUUGUAAUACGGCCAAGAGAUUGGAUCGCCGAAUGAAUGAACUUGGUGCUAUACUCUUUUAUGAACGAGGAUUUGCUGAUGACGGUGUUGGAUUGGAACUAGUAGUUGACCCAUGGAUGGAAAAGUUAUGGCCUGCUCUUGAACAACAUGUCGAAGUAGAUCCAGUGAAGGCUGCCGAAUUCGCCACUGCUAAAACGACCUCAAAGUUCAGUGUGCUCAGUCUCAAAAAGCCUGAUACGGUUGACGAUAAGGCUACUGAAAAGAUCGCUAAUGGCACUACUAAAGUAAAGGAUGACAAGAGUGCACUGCCACUAGGAAAUGGUCUGGUUAAACCGGCUCUGACUAGUGCCAAUAUAGUUACCGCUGCACCUGUUAAAUCAACUAGCACUGGAACCCCUACUCUCAAUACUGGCACUGUCGUGAAUGUAGAUACGUCAAAGUUGGCCAAAUCUGAUGCCGUAACUUUGACCAACGUACCGAAACUAGUCCCCUUUACACUCACUCUGAAACCUACAGGAACGGCUAGACCCUCUCUAAUGUCUUCUGAUCAAUUCUAUUCUCAAACCAUAAAAGUCGCUGCAACCAACACUUCGGAAUACUCACCCACAAUCCCAUUCCUGGCUCCAAUCCAGUCAGCACGAUGUCUAACAGGUCCCAAAACUUCUAAACGAGUUAUAGAACUGACGCUGGAUAUCAAGGCUUUGAAUUGGAAGUAUCAAGCGGGAGACUCGUUUGGUAUUGUAUGUCCGAAUGCGGACGAGUUGGUAGAAGGUUUGCUGGCUCAACUCAAUCUGAAUCGAGACGAGACGUUUGAGCUGUCGUCGGCCUCGUUAAUGUUACCGUAUACCAGUAAAAUGCCACUGACGUAUUAUGAAGCUCUCAAGUAUCACGUAGAUUUGCUCUCGUUUCCUCGAAAGACAGUGUUUCGCAUACUGGCUGAAUCCACUACGAAUGACGCUGAAAAGAACACGUUGCUGUUUUUGUCUUCUGCUCAAGGUGGAGAAGCUUUCAAGCAACUUCGCAAACAGCAACCAACGCUACUAGAUCUCCUUCGUACAUUCGCAUCGUGCCAGCCUCCAUUCACUCACAUAUUAGAACAUUUACCAAAACUACAGCCACGAUACUAUUCAGUGGCAUCUCUAGAUCCAGAAUCAGUCUCUUUUGCAUUCAACAUUGUAGAAUACGAUACUCUCAACCCUAUAAGAUCAGUACGAGGCCUUUGUAGUGGUUGGCUAGACGAUAUAACAGGCCAUAUAUUAACAGGGAAAACACCAUCAACCGCCACACUUCCAUCAAUACCUAUAUUCCCGCGCCCAUCAAACAACUUUCAUCCACCAUCCGAUCUAAAUACACCGAUUAUAUGUAUUGCAGCUGGAACGGGCAUCACGCCGUUUAUGGGCUUCUUGCAACACUGGAAAGCACAUUCUGCGAAGGGGCUUGUAUGGAUGUUUCAUGGAUUUAGACGUGAGGGACAAGAUGAAUUGUAUGGUAGUGAGUUGCAAGGGUUUGUUGAUGGUGGCGUCUUGUCUACUUGGACGAAAUGUGUAUCGCAGCCUGAUAAUGGGGGUGUGAAGCAGCAUGUGCAGGAUCGUAUCAAGGUUGAUGCUGACGGUGUUUGGAUGUGGAUUUCGCAGCAAAAUGCACGUGUAUAUCUGUGCGGGUCUGUGGCUAUGGCUAAAGAUGUGCAUGCAUGCUUUUUGGAAAUCACAGCACCGCAUGUAGGUGGUGUAGUUGAAGCUCAGGCGUACUGGAUGCGUAUGACUGAAGAGGAGCGUUAUGUUCGUGAUAUAUGGACGUGA
This is a messenger RNA of Synchytrium microbalum, 2592 nucleotides long. RefSeq lists its product as uncharacterized. Lineage: Eukaryota; Fungi; Chytridiomycota; Chytridiomycetes; Synchytriales; Synchytriaceae. The transcript has 8 exons. Gene Ontology annotation, cellular component: cytosol. Gene Ontology annotation, molecular function: [methionine synthase] reductase (NADPH) activity; FMN binding; flavin adenine dinucleotide binding. Gene Ontology annotation, biological process: homocysteine metabolic process; cobalamin metabolic process. The coding region runs from base 1 to 2592 and encodes 863 amino acids. The record is from RefSeq and is a predicted model, not a curated record.